Pestalotiopsis fici W106-1 is the source of this 1041-nucleotide messenger RNA. RefSeq lists its product as uncharacterized. The record is from RefSeq and is a predicted model, not a curated record. NCBI's taxonomy places the organism in Eukaryota, Fungi, Ascomycota, Sordariomycetes, Amphisphaeriales, Sporocadaceae. Gene Ontology annotation, biological process: cytoplasmic translation. Gene Ontology annotation, molecular function: mRNA binding; metal ion binding. The transcript has 2 exons. The coding region runs from base 1 to 1041 and encodes 346 amino acids. Gene Ontology annotation, cellular component: cytosol.
AUGGCGCCAAAGGGCAAGGAAGAAAAGGGCAAGAAGCCCGCCGCUGGCAAGGUGCUCGAUGACAAGACCUUUGGUAUGAAGAACAAGAAGGGAGGAGCGGCCCAGAAGCAAAUUAAGCAGAUUCAGUCGUCCAUGAGCAACAGUGCCGAUGCUCAGAAGAAAAAGGCACAGCAAGAGGCAAAAGCCCGAGAGAAGAAGGCCGCCGAAGAGGCUCGCGCCGAGGCUGCCCUGCUGCUCAACAAGCCGGCGCAAAUACAGAAGGUUCCUUUUGGUGUCGACCCCAAGACUGUUGUAUGCAUAUUCUACAAAAAGGGCGACUGCGAGAAGGGCAAGAAGUGCAAGUUCUCCCACGAUCUUUCCAUUGAGCGCAAGACGGAGAAGAAGAACCUCUACACAGACGGUAGAGCCGAAGAAGAAGAAAAUAAGAAGAAGGAGACGUCCGAUGACUGGGAUGAGGAGAAGCUACGAAAGGUCGUUCUCUCCAAGAAGGGCAAUCAGCAGACUACUACCGACAAGGUUUGCAAGUUCUUCAUCUCGGCCAUUGAGGAUGGCAAGUAUGGUUGGUUCUGGAUAUGCCCGAACGGCGGCGAUCAGUGCAAGUACAAACACGCCUUACCACCUGGCUUCGUCCUCAAGACCAAGGAACAGCGUGCGGCUGAGAAGGCUCUGCUGGACAAGUCUCCUCUGAAGACACUCACACUCGAAGAGUUCUUGGAAUCGGAGAGGCACAAGUUGACUGGUACGCUGACACCAGUGACGCCAGAGUCCUUCGCCAAAUGGAAGAAGGAGCGCAUGGAUAAGAAGGCUGCCGAGGAGCAAGCACGGAAAGCCAAGGAGGCUACUGGUCGUGCACUCUUUGAGAGUGGCGACUGGCGUUUCCAGGAGGAGGAGGAAAGCUCCGAUGAUGACGACAACGACGAUGCCUGGAACCUGGAGAAAAUGCGAAACGAAACGGAGGCCCUGCGCCAGAAGAAGGAGGAGGAGCGAAUGGGUGUUGAUGGAGUCGAAGCAAGCACAGAAGACGCCAACGAUGUCGCAUGA